Molecule: messenger RNA, 876 nt
Organism: Entrophospora candida
Lineage: Eukaryota; Fungi; Glomeromycota; Glomeromycetes; Entrophosporales; Entrophosporaceae
Source: the annotation of a GenBank genome assembly
AUGACAAAUAAAUCUACAGAAGAAUUAGAAAAUGAAUUUGUUGAUGAAAUUAUAAAUUAUAAUGGCGAAGUAGAACCUAAUGCUGCUGAUGGUGACACUGAACAAAAUGGGACAAAUUCAUCAGAUCAAAGAAAAGAUAAUUCCUUAACUUCAGGAGAUAAUAAAGUAGAAAAUAAAGAGCAUGAAGAACCUUCUGAAAUUGAAGGUACUGAAGUGAUUAAAGAGGAAGAGGAGGAAGAGGAGGAAGAGGAAGAGGAGGAAGAGGAGGAUGAAGAAGAAUAUGAAGUUGAGGAAGUUAUUAGUCAUAAAAAAUAUAAAGGCAAAACAAAGUAUCUUAUCAAAUGGAAAGAUGAGGCAACUUGGGAAAACGAAGACAAUGUCUUUGCUGAAGCUCUUGUAAAAGAAUAUUGGGAUAAACUCCAAGAUCCAUCAAAGGCUUCUAAAAGUGCACAAAGUUCAGCAAGUUCUAAAACUACAGCAGCAGCCACAAGUUCUAAGAGUACAGUAGCAGCUGCAAGCUCCAAGAGUUCAACAGUCACAGCCCCAAAAGGUAAAAAAAGACUAUCCACAUCAUCUCCUUCUGCUAAACAGGAAACUAAAAGCCAACGAAGUCCCAAAAAAGCAAAAACAACUAAAACUAUAAUAAAAGAGAGUCUUGAUGAUGAUGAUUCUGAAUGCUGGGAGGAAGAAAUUGUUGCAGUUGAAACCGUCACUCGUGAUGAAAAAACUGGAGAAUUAUUGGUUUAUUUAAGAUGGGCUGAUGGUAGAACUUCAAGAAAUCCAGCUAAAGAAGCAAAUAUGAAAUGUCCUCAAAAGAUGAUUAAAUUUUAUGAACAACGUUUGACCUUUGCUCCCCCUUCCAUUCACAGAAGUUAA